GCAUCUCAAUUUUGUUGUACAAUGACAAUAAAGAUCUAUUCUGUCCUAUUCUGCUCUAAAUCAGAAAAUGGUGAAACAUGCUAAUCUCUGUUUUAGGAAAGCCCAGGUUGCAACAUCUUGUUUUGUCUGGACAAACAGCCCACAGCCCAAACACAUUUAGUUUACUGAACAAGAGUAAUGAAAAAAGGAAAUAUUUACAUUUAAGAGGGUGGAAAAGUUUUUCUUCUUUUGCCAUUCAACUGAUUGUUUCAGCUCCACUCCACUUCUUCUCCCUCUGUCAGUGACAAUCUUUUUGUUUUUUCUCUGUGUCUGUGCCUCCGAUUAUUCACAGUCAUCAUGGCAGAAGCCCACCAGGCGGUGGCCUUCCAGUUCACCGUCACCCCGGAGGGCAUCGAUCUGCAGCUGUCCCACCAGGCCCUCACUGAGAUCUACCUCUCUGGUGUGCGCUCUUGGAAGAAACGUAUCAUCAGACUCAAGAACAGUGUGGUAACAGGCGUCUAUCCCGCCAGCCCGUCCUCUUGGCUUUUUGUGGUCAUAGCAAUCCUGGCUACCAUGUACACUCGGUCCGACCCCUCCAUGGGACUCAUAGCCAAGAUACAGGAGCACCUCCCUGUCAGCCAGUCCAUGAGUAGCCAGUGCCAGACGGUGGUGUCGGCCGUGCUCUUCAGCACCAUGCUGUGGCUCUUGCUCAUCUUCACCAUGCGCCUGUGCCUCAAGCAGCUCCUCUCCUACCACCGCUGGAUGUUCGAGAACCAUGGGAAGAUGUCCAACACCACCAAAGUCUGGGUGGCGCUGGUGCGGAUCUUCUCUGGCAGAAAGCCUCUUCUCUACAGCUACCAGGGUUCAUUGCCAAACCUGCCUGUGCCUGUCGUAAAGGACACAGUGAAGAGGUACUUGGAGUCGGUGCGUCCGCUGAUGGAUGACGCAGAGUACGAACGCAUGACCAAGCUGGCUGCAGACUUUGAGAGCAGCCUCGGUAACCGGCUGCAGUGGUACCUCAAACUCAAAUCUCUCUGGUCUUCCAACUAUGUUAGUGACUGGUGGGAGGAAUAUAUUUACCUACGAGGACGAAGCCCAAUAAUGGUCAACAGUAACUACUACGGCAUGGACUUCUUGUAUGUGACACCCACUCCCAUCCAGGCGGCCAGAGCAGGCAACACCAUAUAUGCAUUCUUUCUCUACCGCCGCAAACUCAACAAAGAGGAGCUUAAACCUAGUCGCAUUCCAGGCACUGUCAUUCCUCUGUGCUCAGCUCAGUGUGAGAGGAUGUUCAACACCACACGCACUCCUGGAGAGGAGACCGACACGGUGCAGCACUGGCAGGACAGUGACUACGUCGCGGUGUACCACCAAGGACGCUACUUCCGGCUUCGGGUGUACCAGGCAGGCAGACUCCUGUCCCCAAGGGAGAUUGAAUUCCAAGUUCAGAGGAUCCUCGAUGACUCUUCACCUCCUUCCAAAGGAGAGGCAAAACUCGGUGCCCUGACCGCCGGUGAAAGAGUGCCGUGGGCUAAAGCCAGGAUGAACCACUUCAGCAGCGGGGUCAACAAACGCUCUCUGGACUGCAUUGAGAAAGCUGCUUUCUUCGUGACUCUAGAUGAUGACGAGGAGGGCAUGUUGGGAGAGAACCCAGAAGCUAGUUUGGAUCACUAUGCGAAGUCCUUGUUGCAUGGGAAGUGUUAUGACAGGUGGUUUGACAAAUCCUUCUCAGUUGUUUACUACAAGAAUGGAAAGACUGGUAUUAAUGCAGAGCACUCAUGGGCCGAUGCACCAGUGGUGGCACACUUAUGGGAGUUCGCCCUGGCCACUGACAGCUUCCAGCUCGGGUACAAUGCAGAGGGUCACUGCAAAGGAGAAGUAGAUUCAUCAUUACCACGACCACAGAAGCUGACCUGGGAAAUCCCUCCAGAAUGUGAGGAGCAAAUAUCUCAGUCUCUGGCAGUGGCCCAGGCCCUGGCUGACGAUGUCGACUGCCACGUCUUCUCCUUCCGAGAGUUUGGCAAGGGGAGGAUCAAGAAGUGUCGAGUCAGUCCAGAUGCCUUCCUUCAGAUCGCUCUUCAGUUGGCUUACUACAGGGAGCGUAGGACAUUCUGCUUAACGUACGAAGCCUCCAUGACUCGCCUGUUCAGGGAGGGCAGGACUGAGACCGUUCGCUCCUGCAGCAAUGAGAGCAGUGCCUUUGUCCGAGCGCUGGAGGGUGAAGAGGCAACAGAUGUGUGCAGGCGUUUGUUCCGCGCAGCAUCAGAGAAGCACCAGAAUCUGUGUCGUAUGGCAAUGACCGGAGCUGGCAUCGACAGACACCUCUUUUGCCUCUAUGUGGUGUCCAAAUACCUCGGAGUGGAGUCUCCUUUCUUGAAAGAGGUGCUGUCUGAGCCCUGGAGGCUGUCCACCAGUCAGACUCCACUCCAGCAGGUGGAGCUGUUUGACCUGGUUAACCACCCAGAGUACAUCUCCUGUGGAGGGGGCUUUGGUCCGGUGGCUGAUGACGGUUAUGGGGUGUCUUACUACAUCUAUGGAGAGAACCUGAUUAAUUUCCACAUCUCCAGCAAACAUUCAUGUCCAGACACUGACUCCCACAAGUUCGGUGCUCAGAUCAGAAAAGCCCUGCAAGACCUGAUACAGCUGAUUGGCCCCAAUCAAAGAGAGUCCAGCAGAACAGAAAAGAGUCAGCACGAGUUCAAAAAAGACAAGUAGACCCGACGCUCAGGGAAAAAAGGAUGAUGAAGGGAAGGUGUGCAAGUAUAAUUGUUACAUCAUGGAGAGUCAGGAGUUUUCCUCGUGCAUUGGAAAACUUUUAUAGCCAACCUGAUAAUAUUGAAGAGACAGCUCAGUGGGGAAACUGGUUUAAGUGGGGUGAUGUUUUUACUGAAACGCCUCUGUAUUUGUGUGCGUGUAUGAUGAGAGAAAAGGGAAAAAGGUCCAUAGAAUAACAAAUCAAGAAAUGUGAUUCAAGUACAGUGCGGCUUAUUUGUUUAAUAUCGUUUUAUUUUUUUGUUUUUUUAAAAGAAGCCACUAAUUAUCUACGUAAAAGUUAGGGUAGAACUUCCUAACACGUCAUGUUAUUGCAGGGAGUAAUUUAACAUACAUUCAAGUGCAGUAUGUUUUUGACACAGUUAAGUAUUCUGAACAUUUUGUGCCACUAUUUGCUGUUGUUGAAUUUGUUUGGUUAGCUGAUGUGUGCAAUACAUCUGGAGAACAGACACGCAGGACUGUUUAGCUGAUGUCAGUUUCUACCAUCUGAGUGCGACAUUGCUGUGACACCAGGUAUUUAAACAUCUUGUUUACUCAUAAUGUAUUAAUCUGCUUUCACCAGCAACAAAUGAUUGUAACGCUCUGCUGAGAACGCCAGGCUGUUUCUACAUGUAGUGAAAUGACACAAUAAAAUCAGAUUUGUAGGUUGGCAUUAUUACACAGUAACCUGAUAUUACAUUUUAGUGCCAUUUCACACAGAAAAUAACUUUUUUUGUUUUAAAACUGAUUCAAACUGUACAGACAGUAUUUUGAAUAUACAUUUUCCUUCAGUGGUCAGUAGACAUUUCAAAUGAACCAAGUUAUAAAAUUGUACUGUGAUAAACUCCAGUUAUUUCACUGCCAUCAACGUAUAAAAUCUGUUUUGUAUAUUUUAUUUUUUAUCACUGUGUUAUUAAACAAGCACCAUGCACCACAAUGCAAGCUGUAUCUAUGAUCAACCUGUGCAGGUAUUCAGUCCCAAGCAGUGCUGCAGGUCAGAUGUGGAUUACUUAUGAUGUGACAUUUUAUGAUCGAAGAUGGUGAUGCAGAUUUCUCUGUUAUUAUUCAUUAUAUAUAUAUUAUAAUAUUAUUAUUAAAUGACAGCUUUUUUUUUUUUUUUUUUCUUUGGUUUCUUUUCACUCCAGGUCAGCUGAGCUUGUCCCAUUAUAUUGCUAUUGUCAACCUUUUUUAUUGCCAAAUU
This is a messenger RNA of Scomber japonicus (chub mackerel), 3931 nucleotides long. RefSeq names its product carnitine O-palmitoyltransferase 1, liver isoform-like. Gene Ontology annotation, cellular component: mitochondrion. The record is from RefSeq and is a predicted model, not a curated record. Gene Ontology annotation, biological process: carnitine metabolic process; fatty acid metabolic process. Gene Ontology annotation, molecular function: carnitine O-palmitoyltransferase activity. Bases 337 to 2694 code for a protein of 785 amino acids. The transcript has 18 exons. Lineage: Eukaryota; Metazoa; Chordata; Actinopteri; Scombriformes; Scombridae.